Amyelois transitella is the source of this 6374-nucleotide messenger RNA. RefSeq lists its product as uncharacterized. Bases 460 to 1401 code for a protein of 313 amino acids. The record is from RefSeq and is a predicted model, not a curated record. The transcript is spliced from 7 exons. NCBI's taxonomy places the organism in Eukaryota, Metazoa, Arthropoda, Insecta, Lepidoptera, Pyralidae.
ACGUAACCCUAGGGCUGCCCGCACAUACGGCCGCCGCCAGCCGGUACGAUUGUACGUCGCGCUCUCCUCCGCUCGCGGUCCACAUCUACGCAGAUCCCGCGGCAGGUGAGACGGGGCCGUGCUGGCCCCGACUGCUAACGCGGUAUUGAUCGCAUCCCGUCUCGUUCCAAUGUUUAUAAACAGCCGGCCGCGUACAUACUCAUCUUGUUUUUGAUACGAACACUGUUUGAAAACAAAACGGGACGGUCCCGAAUGCACCGGCGGCGAGUCGGCGACGCAAAGGACUCUGUCCACAUUUGAAGAAAAACACCGUCGCCGACCGCAAAACUGAGAAUGUAGGUAGUGAUUGAAAUUCGAAGACUGAAAUUUCGCUGUGAAAUAGACUAUAGACGUGAAACGCCAAAGUUUUUGUGUUUUUGGACAAUGAUAACCAAGUAACUGCUAGUGUGAUCUGUGACGAUGUUGUCUUACAUGGUGCCGGUGGAAGAAAAGCCCCCUCCAGUUCCUGGGAAGGGCCGGUUGGCCCUGGAGUUGGUGGGGAGCCCUGGGAGCCCCGAGGCGGCCGUUAGGAGGACCAGGACGAAUAUCUCUAAGGAAUCGUCUACCAGUUCGUUCGCCAGCGACCUGACGAUAUCAUCUUCGACCCCCACCGGGGCAUUGGACAAACCCAAGCAUAAACUGCUGAGCAAUGGCUCAAAACACACCUCGCUGAAAAGGGUGUCAUUCGGCAGUUCCAAAGGCUCCAUGGUGGAGACACUCAUCUACGAGAGCCCCCUACAGGAGGAGCCCGAGGGAAGCCCUCCACCUAAGGUGCAGGAGACUUCAUUCCCGUACGCGCCGCCCGUCGAAGACGACUCGGAGCGUGCGAAAGUCCGCGUGUCUUUCUACCAGGGGGCGCAGCCUCAGUGCGUGUCGCCGCCGCCCGCCGCCGAGGAGUCCCACGUUCACUACGCGGCCCUGCUCUCAGCUGCCGCUAACGCCGACAUGACUGACCACGUCAUGUAUAACAGGCAGAUAAGCACGGAAAGCGGUUGGGACAACCCCUUCCGUCCCGACGGCGACUUGAGUCGCGAAGCUGACGAGAUAGUCUCCCUGAUCAAGGGUGGGAAACCCAUCACCCCCACGCCCCCCGCGGCCGCCCCCCAGCUGCCGGCCGACGAAGAGGUGGAGAAGUCUCAUGCGAAUAAUGUCAACGCAUCUCCUACUUCGCCGCAGACCAAAGUCGGCAGCCCGGUUCAGAGCACGCCCAAAGCCAUGAACGGCACCAAGAACGGCGGCGCGGUUCCCGAAGCCCGACCUGGGCAGGUGGAGGUCCACCGCACGCUGCCCCCGGAGCCCCAGCAGCCGGAACACGUCACCAUCAAGAAGAAGCCGAAAUGCAAGUGCUGCGUUAUACAGUAAUCAAUUUAAAUGUGUUUAGUGUUGCCCGGUUAUCGAUAGAACGAUGUCGAUAGAUUUGGAUAGAUAAUGCAGUUGUUAAACUCGUCGAAAAGUGUUGUAUUCGCGAACGUUGAAAAGGCAUAUGGUUCGUUCUUAUCUCUUCGUGUCUAGGGUUAAAUGAUGGGUUAAAAAGGAUAAGUUGAGAUAUAUACGUUCGUUCGUGACUAUAGCCCCUCUUUUUGCAUAAUGCUACAUAUUGAAACAUAAAUAUAAAGAUAGAAUGAAAAUGUUACCGACCUACGUGGAGAUUUUAUGUCAAUUUGCCAAAACAUUCGUAUAUUGGCGUCGAAUACAUCUGGUGUACGCCUUAUUAUAUGGAUUUAUGAAUGUAUGAUGUAAUUUGGGAAAAAGAGGCCCGGACUCUUUCCUAAUGUUGAAAAAUCUGGAUAAAAUGCAAGGGGAACGGUAGCCAAAUCAUUUGCUAUUGGAAUUUUUACUACUCCACCGCAAAUAAUGAUAGCUAUCAAAAUGUACGUUUUUUCUAUCGAUAUCUAAUGGCAACACUACAGACCAAUGACCACAGACAUACAUCUGAUUAGAUACCGCACCUUCACCUAAAUAAACUUAUUACAUCACAUUACUAUUUUAACUAAUUGAUCGAGGAUAUUAGUAUUCGAUCGCAUUCGAAAUAAGAAAUCACGCUACAGUCUCAUUAACCUAAUUAAUCGCUAAUAGAUCAAUCAAUUUUGAUUAAUUUUUGUUAGUUGUUGUGUAUCUACAUCACAGCGAUAAGAGGCGGUCAACGAGAGAGAUUGUAAGAUAAUUUAUGUUGUAUUAUUUGUCAAUUCACAAUGAUUUUAACAUGGUGCAAUUAUUUUAUUCAAUCAUACCUAGUGAAGUGAAUUCUCUCCUCAUAUUAACGUGUACUCAGAUACACGUAAUUAUACAUUUAAUAUCAAAUUAAUAUCGCUUGAGCUUUACCGUAACAAUAGUUAUUCUCGUGGUAAAUAUAAACGUUUGUUGCGUCCUUCGUGUGGUAUCUAUCGAGUUGUAUGUCUGCGCCAACACCAGUAACACUCACGCUUCAUCAACAAUUUUCCCCCACUCGGUGUUUACUCGGUGCUAUUUCGUUUCAAGCUAUCUCACACGUCUAUGUGUUCAAACAAGUCUGGCCCUUUAUCGCUUUGUCGGAUUUUUAAACUUAUAAUGACCACACGGCAGUUUUUUCUCUACCUGUUUAUUAUUAUUUUUUUUUUAAAUAUUAAUAUAUAAGAUCGUUUUUGAUUUAUUUUAUGUCUAGGUUUUAAACUUUAGGGUACAAACUUGAGUAUUUAUGUUUAGCUAGUCUGAAUGAUUACGUUGACGGUUUAGUAUUUCACGAGAUAUGAGAAUUUUGCAUGUGAUUUUUUUUUUGUUUUAAAUAAUAAAAUAAAAAUAUUUCUUGAUCGUAAAAUUCGACUAGAAUCUCAGCCCGCUUUAAUCUAUGACCGCUUUGAGUGACACGACGCGACUACGACACUGGAUUGUCGCGGAAAUGCGUAGUGGGGCUUGUUCCAUAGAUUUUCAUACAAGACAACGUGACGCUCAACGCGUUCAGAGACUAGCCUCGAGCGCGGCGCUAUUUAUCGAAGUUCUAAUUAUAUCAAAUUUUACAAUUAUUGCGACAAAAUAAAAUGAAUAUACAUAUAUACCAAUUCUGCUCAUUUUAAUCAAUCGACGUUAUGUCAGCGACAUAGAUUUGGAAUCGUAUAGUAAUUUAUUUAAUAAAUGUUCGUUUUAUAGUUGAAUCAGUGUUGAGUAAUAUUUAAUCGAGCAUAAUUUAAAUGUAUAUUUUUAUAUGUUUAUUUAUAUUAAAAAAAAAGUAUUAUAAAUCCUACAGAAUUGCUAUCCGACUAUUGGUUUAUCAGAUGAUCUGUGGAGCUGUUUUCGUAGGCCUUAGCUUAAUUUGUUACAUAUUUGUCAAUCGAUAUAAUUAUAUUGCGAUCAAAUCGGGAAAAGAAUUGAGUGCCUAGUGAUUUGUUUAUUUUAUAACUUUGUACUAUUUUCUUGUUACUGUGUAAAUUUCUAUGCAAUAAAGAUAUUACAAACAAACAAACAAACAGAAUUGUCAGACAGAAUUUGUAUUUUUACAAAUACACAUCAAAUCGGAGAUGUUCUGGCAACAGGUCAGUUCAAGAGCACCCGAAAUCGACUAGUUUGCAUAAAGAGAGUUAUUAAUGUGGAUGAAGCGAAAGAUGCAGUAUGCAGGUAUCGUGGCAAAGAUGUGGUCUCUGCCUACCCCUCCGGGAGAGGCGUAAUUUUAUGUAUGUAUGUUUGUACUAUACACGUAAAAUACAUUUGGGAUACAACUCUAUUGCAAUGGGAGUAAUCACAUGAGAAUUAACACUAGAAUUACAGAAAAGAGAAUAUUUAUAAGUAAAGGUGAAUACGAUAAUUACAAACGGUGAAUGUGUUCGAGUUGUAUAUGUUCAGAUAUUACACACAAUCGCUUAUAUUUUUCCUGGUUUGAACGUAAUAUAAUAUUUUUUUAAUUAAGGUCUAUGUCGUGUAUUAGAUCUAAGUAUAAAUAUGUUUGUGCUGUUUUAAUUUUGUUAUACGCCCGAUUGGAAGCUGCUCCGCAGAUAAACGAUAGAAUUACGAAUUAAUGUUAAACUAUUGUUAGUUUUCUCAUAGUACCCUACAUUUUUCACGCUUGCGUCCGCACGCAAUUGAGAUUUUUUUUUACGUUACCAGAUGUCGCCACUAAGGCGAAUCAAGUCGCUUUGCUAUUGGCCAAAGAUUUGACAUUUUUGAUAUGUCGUCAAAUCAAUAUGACAUCUAGCGCGAUCUGGUAGCAGAAAUAAAAACCUCAUUUGUAUUUUCAAUGAUUGUAAGAUGCCACUAGCCAUUUCGCGCCGGUUUGAAUUGCGCCUAUUUUUAUUUACUUUUUAUCAUCGUAAGACUGUGUUUCGUUUUGACUAUAAAUUGUAAGUUAUGGGUUUAAUAUAUUUUAGUGAGGCGUAGAAGUGGCCAGUGGCAUUCUGUUCUAUUUUUGAAUUUGGUGAUUGUUUGAAAACUGAGGGAAUGAUUAUCGUUUAAAAAUAGAUUGUCAUAGAUAUCGAACGAGUUUUUUAAAGUUGGAAUAGUCACCAAAUUUGAAAAUCGCACCCUAGUAGUUCUGAAUACUACAGCGCAAUGCUGGUAGGAUGGCGGCAGCUAGUAUCUGUGUUACUGUGACUACAAUUUUUCUUUAUGUUAGAAAUAGUUAUCAAUAAAAUUAUUUAGAAAUACUAUGAAAGUAUUUUUGCUUCAAUUCCAAUUCUAUAACAUAGUGUACUCAUUACGUAGAAGGCAACUUGAAGCGAAUUUAUGAUUGUCAUGGCUAAGAUCGUGUGUAAAGACGGCUAAGAGGUAGUUCCCUUCUGGAAGGAAUAGAGAACUAGAUAGUUAAGAAAUAUGAUAGGUAGUGAUUUUGAUUUGUUGUCUAAAUUAUUUUUUCUAGUAGGUUUUGUAAUGCGCGGGAUACGUGGGAGUAUCGGGGCGACUAAAACGAUUAUGAGAAAUUACAAGCACCAUUUCGCUAUACAAAUUUACCGAAGAUAACAUAGAGCCAUCAUCAGAGUAUUGUGACUUUGAUUUUUGGAUUUAUAGAUACUGAGAAUAUAACUUGGACAUAGCAGACACAGACAAUGUUAUGUAAUUGAUCCACAGAAAAAAUAAACUUUGUAUAGAGAAAUUGUUGGCUGAACUAUAAUGACGCCUGCAGCGAGAAUGUAAAGUACUUGUCUUAUAAAAGAAAUGUUAAAAAUAUCUUUGCGAAUGCCAAGAGUCGAUUCUAUAAAUUACAAAUUGUUGUCAAAUGUCAAACUGUAUAUAUAAAUAAUAGCUUGGCUUGGUGUAUAGUAUAUUUCAACUUUGCGAUAUGCUUUUAAUUGGAUUCGUAGCGAGUACUCGGAAUUCAAAUUGAAAUUGUAUUAGUAAUAAUUCUGUGUUAAUUCAGACUAUGAUGACGCCUCUUUUUGAUUUGUUCAAUCGUCAUUUUAAAUAGUAAGGAAUAUUUUCUCAUUGCCUAUUGAUUUAAUCGAUACAUUUACAGCAUGUAACCAUGCACUAAUAUUUCCUUGUUGCGCGGCUGUUACAUGCAAACGUUCGUGUAAUGGCUCGGCGCCCUAUGACUUUUUUAUUUAUUGGCUUCAAGAACUAUUUAUUGGCUUCAAGAACUAUUUAUUGGCUUCAAUAACUAUUAAUUGGCUUCAAAAACUAUUUAUUGGCUUCAAAAACUAUUUAUUGGCUUCAAGAACAGAACCUGCUACGAAUCCCUGUAGGUCCACACAAGCCAGCGAAGCGGCAUUGUUGUUAGCACGUCUACGAGGCAAAUCUAGAUCAUUUGCAGUAGUGUUUAGACCUUUAAGCGAGCGUCCACUUACUAUCAGAUAGUUACAUUUUAAGGAAGGCUUUGUAACGUUUUUGACAGUUUAAUUUUUAUCCUAUCUGCAUAAUAGAACCUGAUUCUUUUGAAGAUUUAAGUUCAAAUACUUGUGAGUACUCGGCUGUAGGUAUUUUGUAAUUCAUUAGAGCGCUUUUAACAUCAUGUAACAGUUUGGCAAAAAGGGUGAUAGGAUAAACGAUUAUAAAAAAAGAAAACCCAUGCGAAGCAUUUAAACGAACACGUGCAAUUAUUAUAAUAACUAUUAUUUAUUUUUAUCGUGACAUCAUCAUCACGCGGCUGAAACAGACCCUUUUAUAAACACCCUUUUUGAAAAACUGUUUUUUUUAUUAUUUGACUUUUCAAAAAUUUAUAUUUAUUUUGGGCACAAGUAUUGGUCCGAAUAAUUCCUAUUUAUUAUAAUGUCAUUGUAGUAAUAAAAUCAAGGGGUCAUCGCUCGCUGUUUUAUAUAUUUGGUUCUUGUUUUCUUUGUUCACGAACAUAUUUUAUUUCUUUUAAAAACUAACUGCUCUUACCCAUGAUAAUAUUACUUCAAUCGAAUGUAUGUAAUUAUGUAAAAUAUGUAUGU